CAUGGAAGAAAUGCUGACUUAUUUAGCAGUGAAUAGUUUACAGCCGGCUUGUUAGACUGGCAAGAUUAGUUAGCAUAAUUUCCCUAAACAAUGCCAUAGGUUGCGUUACUAUGCGAUACCAGCCUGGGAUGAGCUACGCAUGAAUUGCAACGCCAAUAAACCUUACAUUUUAUGCGAAACUACGACGAAUUGUACUGUAAGCUUUCACAGAUCUCAUCUUGUCUUCUUGUCCGUCCAUGAAAUGGUGCUGAUGGUGGUGUUGAUGAUAAAUGAGUGAGGAGAAAGUCCCUGUGGUCCUCUUCCUGCACUGCACACUUCCUCAUGGAUUCCAGCAAUGAUGAGGCACUUGAUAUCAUUAUCACCAAUGUGGUGGCAACAUUCAGGACCAGGUGUCACCUCAACCUGCGCACCAUUGCUUUAGAGGGAACCAAUGUGAUCUAUAAGCCGGAAGUAGGGAAAGUCCUGAUGAAGCUUCGCAAGCCCAAGAUAACAGCCUCAAUCUGGUCCUCAGGCAAAAUUAUCUGCACUGGAGCAACAAGUGAGGAUGAGGCCAAGCUGGGUGCUCGCAGGUUAGCACGCUGUCUCCAGAAACUGGGCUUCAAGGUGAGGUUUUCAGCCUUCAGAGUUGUGAACGUGCUGGCAGUGUGCUCCAUGCCUUUUGCAGUCCACCUUGUAGACUUUACUAAGAACAACCGACCCAUUGCCAGUUAUGAACCCGAGCUCCAUCCUGCUGCCACAUACAGGAUCAAACAUCUCAAGGCUACUAUACAGGUGUUCUCUACUGGGAGCAUCACAGUUACAGGACCAAACGUGCAGAAUGUGGCCACAGCUGUUGAGGAGGUCUACCCACUGCUGUUUGAGUGUCAGAAACCCCUCUAAGUCACGUUAAGUUUCUUUGUUGCAAGUGAGGAAGCACCUUAUCCUUGGAUUAAUAUGCUUGAUUUCAUCAUUAUGUGGCAAUGGCCACAAACAUCUAACAAAACCCAACAGUCUUGAGGUCACUUGGAUUUUUAAAUAUUCUCAACAACCCUAGUCUGAGUUUUAGAACUUCCUUCUCGAGAAAUAUCAUUGUUAUUGUGGACUGUGUGGCGCUUGUGAUUUUAACAGCUUAAACUUACAAGUAUGUCUUUGAAACGUCAGCAGAAACCGCUCCUCCAAACCCAACUGACAGUGAAGGAGAUUGAAGUUAUCAUCUGGGUGUUUGCAUGGACAUUUUAAUGCUUAACGUGGUGACCACUGGAAGAAUCAUUAUAUUAACUCUGACAAGCCACAGCUUUUUAACCCCAUACAAGGCAUCCCGUUUGCCACUUUCUCCGGAAGAAUUUUCAUCCAUGACUCUGGACUGUUAUGCGUUACACAUGUACACAAAGUGAGAGCAGAUCCACAUGCAGAUACACAUACCUACUCACAAUAUGCAUUAAUCUGAUUUUUCAUUGUUGGUUUCUCACAUUUCCUUACUUUGUUUGGUUUGUCAGUUCAGUAUAAAGUUGUUCUCCUUUCUUUGUCAUUGGAACGGAAUGCACACACAGUAUGUGAUUUAAUUUCUUGUCAAGUGUGUUUAAUAGUAAUGGAAUGAAAACUUUGAAAGGAUUCAGGUAUAUUUUAUUUUUCAUGUACUAUUGAGCCAUAAACCCCUCAUUCACUGUAGAGUAUAGUAGUACCGAGACAAGGCAAGAUAUUCAAAAUAAGCUUUUUAAGUUAUUAAAUGCUGUUUACAUUUGGACUUAGAAAUUGCUAUAAAGGCACAAAACAAAGUAAUAGAAACAGAAAAUAGACUGGAAUUUAUAAAACUCAAAGUUAUCAAAGUUCACCCAUCAAGAGGUUUGGCAAUACACUGAUUCGAGUUUUUGAAGCAACAACGCCAUGGACAGUGUGGGAAGUGGCCAAACUCACAGCAUCAGUCAGUACCUGAACUGUGUGGAAAAACAAACCCUUCAUAGAAUUCCAUUCUCUAAACAAGAAAACGGCAGUGUGAGGUUAAGUGUUUUUAAAAGAACUCAAACCCUAGUGAGAGGCUAUGUAUAUGUAUGUAUAUAAUGAAAGCAUCUGAUGGAAAAGAUGUUGAUGUAAAAUUUGACAUGUUGUCUCAUGUUGACUUUUUGAAACAGAGUCAACCAGUGUGUUUUGUGACACUUGUUCAGAAUUUUUGUAUUUUGUAUAAAAAUAAAGGUUAAUGUUAAGGAGA
Scatophagus argus is the source of this 2185-nucleotide messenger RNA. RefSeq names its product TBP-like 1 (gene tbpl1). Gene Ontology annotation, biological process: DNA-templated transcription initiation. The transcript is spliced from 7 exons. The record is from RefSeq and is a predicted model, not a curated record. Lineage: Eukaryota; Metazoa; Chordata; Actinopteri; Scatophagidae. Gene Ontology annotation, molecular function: DNA binding; general transcription initiation factor activity. The coding region runs from base 322 to 879 and encodes 185 amino acids.